Molecule: messenger RNA, 1279 nt
Organism: Neurospora tetraspora
Lineage: Eukaryota; Fungi; Ascomycota; Sordariomycetes; Sordariales; Sordariaceae
Exons: 1
Coding region: 139-966 (275 amino acids)
Source: RefSeq, a predicted model, not a curated record
UCAUUUUGCUCAACUCGAAUAUUGACGACUCCUCGCUACCCACUCAUUGAGUCUUCAAACUCGAGUCUUCAACCGUUUUCGAACCGCAACCCGAUCGAACUCUACAAACUUCACCUUCGAAAGAGAAAGAAAGACACAAUGGGCUGGUUCUGGUCCUCCCCCUCCUCCUCGGCAGCCUCUUCAGGCGACAAGCCCACCGAGACCUCGACUCUCCCUGCCACCACCACACAACCAGCUACUUCCCCAGCGCAACAACGAACACCACCAACACCGUCUCCGUCCCCCGCCGGCGCCUCCUCCGGCGACGCCGAGAUCCAAAAGUUCCUCGAAAUGCUCCAAGGCGACGACGCCACCAAGAAGUCCUCCCAACCCCAACAACCAACACCAUCCCCAACCUCUUCCGAACCAGCAGCAGCAGCGGCUUCCCCCUCCGUCCUCGCAAAGUACAAAGCGUACAUCCCCUUCUCCUCGCUCCUCAUCAAAGACGACCCGGCGGCCCCGGAGCCCGAAGCAGCGCCCAAAAAGACGCUGCGCUCCCCGACCUCCCUCGCCAUGUCCGAGCACACCCUGCCCUCCACGCUCUCCUGCCGGGACGCCUUCGACUACGCCUGGCACUGCCAAACUCCAGGUGCGCAGUUCAACGCCGUGUACCGGUACGGCACCAUGAAGAACUGCAGCGAGCUGUGGGACGAUUUCUGGUUUUGCAUGCGCACGAAAUCGUUCAGUCCGGAGAUGAAGGCCGAGGCCGUCAAGGAGUAUUAUAGGAAGAAGGAGGAGGCCAAGUAUGGAGGCGGACGGCCCAGUAGUGAGGAUGUGUGGGAGAGUAGGGAGAGGAGGGUCGAGUGGGAUAGCGAGUUUAGGCAGUCGUGGGAGGGCCCGGGACAGGUUAGUGAUGAGGAGUUUAAGAGGAUGGAGGUGGAGAGGAGGAGGCAGAUACGGGAGCAACUUGGGUUGGAUGAAAAGUGAGAGAGGAAAUGGGAAGGGAGGGUGUUGAUAUACGAAGUUGGUUUUGGGUGUUGUUACAGUUCUCGAGAUGUCGUUAUUAUCAAACUUACAAUGGGCUCUGUCUAAACUGCCAUCCACGUUGAAGCGGUACCGCCUUGAAGGAUCUUGCAAUGCCGACCUUGUUGAACGACUGACUCUUGCUAUGAUAAUCUUUGCUUCACUGAUUCUUCCUGCUAUCUAUCGUCUUCAACCCUGAUACUCCAGGAGUAGUACCUCAACAGCCAAGCCCCCAACUUGUCGUGACUCCCGUCACCCCUUUUCGGUCUUCAUGCCA